AUGGUAACCUGCUUUUCUGGACACACGAACUCCAGCACUGAGUUUAACGCGUUUGGCGGUGCCACGGUGCUUCUGGCCGCCCUGAUGAUGACCCUGGUGGUGGUGGUGGUCGUGGGAAACGCUCUGGUCAUCCUUGCUUUCGUUGUGGACAAAAGCCUCAGGAACCAAAGCAAUUAUUUCUUCCUUAAUUUGGCCAUAUCUGAUUUUCUGGUCGGGGCAUUCUGCAUCCCUGUCUACAUGCCCUAUAUUCUGACAGGCCGAUGGAUGCUGGGACGUGGGCUCUGCAAGCUGUGGCUGGUGAUGGACUAUCUGCUCUGCACUGCCUCUGUCUUUAACAUUGUCCUUAUCAGCUAUGACCGCUUUCUCUCCGUCACCAGAGCGGUGAGGUACCGGGCACAGCAGGGAAUGACUCGGCACGCUGUGGGAAAGAUGCUGGCCGUGUGGCUGUUGGCAUUUCUUCUUUACGGUCCAGCCAUUAUUUUCUGGGAACUGGUGGCCGGCGAGAGCAUCGUCCCGGCCGAUGAGUGCUACGCCGAGUUUUACUGCACGUGGUACUUUCUACUCAGUGCAUCUACUUUUGAAUUCUUCUCACCGUUCAUCUCUGUGACCUUCUUCAACCUCAGCAUCUACCUCAACAUCCAGCGCAGAAACAGGAGCCGGCAAGCCCACCGAGAUAUCGAGCGAGAGGACGGCUGGAGGGUGGUAGAUGUCUCUGCGUCACCUUCGUCCUCCGUGUUUUUUGUCAGAACUAGAAAGGUCUCCUCCAGCGAACCAGCCACCGUUUCAGCUGUGAUGGAGGAAGACGAGGUCUCCCCAUCCUCCAUUGGAGAGCCCAGCUGCAGCAACUCUGUGUCUCUGUCCUUGAAGACGGUCAAUAAAAAGAAAGAAGGUUUGAGCUGCUGGUUAAGGACUCGCAUGAUUCAAGCACAGGUGCAGUCAAGAAACGCGGAGCAUUCGCGUCUCUCGCGGGACAAGAAGAUCGCCAAGUCUCUGGCUAUAAUUGUGUGUGUUUUUGGAGUUUGCUGGGCCCCCUACACCCUGCUCAUGAUCAUUCGGGCUGUCUGCAGCGGCACGUGUAUAGAACACCACUGGUAUGAAGUCACGUUCUGGCUUCUAUGGCUUAACUCUGCUAUUAACCCUUUCCUGUACCCACUGUGUCACAGCAGCUUCCGCCGGGCCUUCGCUAAGAUCCUUUGCCCUAAACGGCAAUCUGUGGGGCCGCACGAGGAGAACCCGUCUUGCCAAUGACAGUCCGUUCAUUCACAGUCAGUAAUUCUCAAUGGGAAUUACGUGUGAGAGACGAGACCUUAUGACAAAUG
Messenger RNA from Trichomycterus rosablanca, 1319 nucleotides. Its product is annotated as histamine H3 receptor. The transcript has 3 exons. The record is from RefSeq and is a predicted model, not a curated record. Bases 1 to 1248 code for a protein of 415 amino acids. Gene Ontology annotation, molecular function: G protein-coupled acetylcholine receptor activity; histamine receptor activity; G protein-coupled serotonin receptor activity. Gene Ontology annotation, cellular component: dendrite; synapse; plasma membrane. Gene Ontology annotation, biological process: adenylate cyclase-inhibiting G protein-coupled acetylcholine receptor signaling pathway; G protein-coupled receptor signaling pathway, coupled to cyclic nucleotide second messenger; chemical synaptic transmission. Lineage: Eukaryota; Metazoa; Chordata; Actinopteri; Siluriformes; Trichomycteridae.